Miniopterus natalensis is the source of this 1088-nucleotide messenger RNA. RefSeq names its product cysteinyl leukotriene receptor 2 (gene CYSLTR2). Gene Ontology annotation, cellular component: plasma membrane. The record is from RefSeq and is a predicted model, not a curated record. Gene Ontology annotation, biological process: G protein-coupled receptor signaling pathway. Gene Ontology annotation, molecular function: leukotriene receptor activity. NCBI's taxonomy places the organism in Eukaryota, Metazoa, Chordata, Mammalia, Chiroptera, Miniopteridae.
AUUUUGACUGCUUCUCUGGACUAAAGCAUCCUAUAAUAUGCAUAGAAAAAGUGAAUGACUCUUUUAUCAGCAUGGAGAGGAAACUUAUGUCCUUGCCUGUACCCACCACCAUAUCAGAAAUGGAACCCAAUGGCACCUUGGGCAAUAACAACAGCCACAGGAGCUGCACAACUGAAAGCUUCAAGAGGGAUUUUUAUCCUGUUGUGUACCUGAUAAUAUUUGUCUGGGGAGCCUUGGGAAAUGGCUUUUCCAUAUAUGUUUUUCUGCAGCCUUAUAAGAAGUCCACGUCUGUGAAUAUUUUCAUGCUAAAUCUCGCCAUUUCCGAUCUCUUGUUCAUAACCACACUGCCCUUCAGGGUUGACUAUUACCUCAGAGGCUCCCAUUGGAUAUUUGGGGAUCUGGCCUGCAGGAUUGUGUCUUAUUCCAUGUAUGUCAACAUGUACAGCAGCAUUUAUUUCCUGACUGUGCUGAGCGUUAUGCGCUACCUGGCAACUGUUCACCCCUUCCGGCUGCUCCACGUCACCAGCAUCAGAAGUGCCUGGGUUCUGUGUGGGAUCAUAUGGAUCCUCAUCAUGGCUACGUCAGCAACACUUCUGAAGAAUGGCUCUGAGCAGAUGGGUAAUGUCACAACAUGCUUAGAGCUGAAUUUCAAUAAAAUUGUUAAACUGCAGACCCUGAACUACGUCGCCUUAGUGGUGGGCUUCGUGCUGCCGUUCUGCACGCUCAGCAUCUGUUACUUGCUGAUUAUCCGAGCCCUGUUAAAGGUGGAGGUCCCAGAAUCGGGGCUGCGGGCCUCUCACAGGAAGGCGCUGACCACCAUCAUCAUCGCCUUGAUCAUCUUCCUGCUGUGUUUCCUGCCCUACCACAUACUGAGAACCUUCCACCUGAUUGUGUGGGAAGUGGGUACGUGCACAGACAGGCUGCAUAAAGCUGUGAUCGUCACACUGGCCUUGGCGGCUGCUAACAGCUGCCUCAACCCUGUGCUUUAUUAUUUUGCUGGGGAGAAUUUUAAGGACAGACUAAGGUCUGCAUUCAGAAAAAGUCAUUCACAGACAACAAAGUGCAGCUUUCCUGUUGCGUGUGGUUGA